Sinocyclocheilus grahami is the source of this 1600-nucleotide messenger RNA. RefSeq names its product actin related protein 10. The record is from RefSeq and is a predicted model, not a curated record. The transcript has 11 exons. NCBI's taxonomy places the organism in Eukaryota, Metazoa, Chordata, Actinopteri, Cypriniformes, Cyprinidae. Bases 117 to 1283 code for a protein of 388 amino acids.
GUCAGGCAAACGCGGGGCAGCCAUUGCGAAGGACCCCGGCCGCCCUUCCGCCAGCGCUGUGUUUACAUUCUAAUAAUUCUGUUUUCUGACACUUCUACUCAUUUCUAUCGAUCAGCAUGCCGUUGUUCGAAGGCUUGGUCGGUGGCGGGGAGAAGACAGCCGUGGUCGUAGAUCUCGGAGCGGCCUACACGAAAUGUGGUUUUGCCGGCGAGACGGGGCCGAGAUUCAUCAUUCCCAGUGAAGUUAAACGCGCCGGAUCUCCGGAGGCGGUUCGAGUCGUCCAGUACAACAUCAACACUGAGGAGCUCUACAGCAUCCUGAAGGAGUUCGUUCACCUGCUGUACUUCCGGCAUCUGCUGGUGAAUCCUCGAGACCGGCGCGUGGUGAUCGUUGAAUCCGUCCUCUGUCCUUCACACUUCAGAGAGACGCUCUCCAGAGUCUUCUUCAAGCACUUUGAGGUCCCAUCGGUCCUGUUUGCUCCGAGUCAUCUGAUGUCCGUCAUGACUCUGGGCAUCCAGUCUGCUCUCGUCAUGGACUGUGGAUAUACAGAGACGCUGGUGCUACCAAUCUAUGAAGGCGUUCCAAUCCUGUCUGUGUGGGAAGCUCUGCCGAUGGGAGGAAAAGCCAUUCAUAGGGAGCUGCACAGUCUGCUGAGUGAGCAAUGCACACUAGACACCGACUCUGGCACCGGCCUCAGUCUGCCCACCGUCAUCAGUAAGACCGACACACAUCCAUCACAUCACACACCGGCUCCUCCUCAAGAUGUGGAAUAUCCAUUGGAUGGACAGAAGAUUCUUUACGUCAAGGGAUCCAUCAGAGACUCUGUGGCCGAGAUGUUGUUCGAGCAGGAUAAUGAGGAGAAAUCCAUCGCCACGCUGCUGCUGGACACUUUGGUGAAGUGUCCCAUCGACACUCGCAAGGUUCUGUCAGAGAACUUGGUGAUAAUCGGCGGUACGGCCAUGCUGCCCGGGUUCCUGCACCGACUCCUGACUGAGAUCCGCUCGCUGGUGGAGAAACCCAAGUACCACGAUGCUCUGGCUACCAAGAGUUUCCGUUUCCACAGCCCACCCGCCAAACCCAACUGCACCGCCUGGUUAGGAGGUGCUAUAUUUGGAGCAUUGCAGGACAUUUUAGGGAGUCGCUCAGUGUCCAGAGACUACUACAGCCAGACGGGCCGCAUCCCAGACUGGUGUUGUCUCAGCAUCCCACUACCGGAUUCAGUCUAUGAGGCGGGAAAGACGCCACCGCCUCUCAUGAAGAGGGCCUUCUCCACCGAGAAAUGAACUGGACACUUCAAAUCUAGCUUCCUCUAAAUCUGCUUAUUCAGAUAUGCUCUUAUAUGUUUACAGCAGAAAGUGCUGAUCUAUAAUAGCCUCAAGUCUUUCAUAUUAGUCUGCUGUACUUAAUUUGAAUAGUAGGUGAAACCAAAGCCACUAGGGGUCAGUCCCCAUCAGCUCACCUGCAGACCUCUGCUUCACUCGUCAAAGAGAUGGGAAAAUCUUUAUAAAUGCACUAAACGGUUUCCAGAGAACCUCCAGACUUUUAUCCAGUCUACAUUAUGGAAGCCCAUUUCCGCCACUGAAUAAAAAAUAAAAAAAGG